AUGAUGAAUAGCCUCGCUUAUAGUUCUCUGGCGCUUGCCAGCUCAUUGUGCAAGCCGCCAUUUAUUGAGAAGUCAAUGAAAAAUGAGAAAAAAGUCCAAUUCUCGGUUGUCUCUCCGUAUACGGCAAAACUUCAAUACAACGACUACGAAUCAUCAGAGAGAACGAAAAAGCAUAAAGAAAAGAUCGCCAUCGCCGACAAGAAGCAGCGUCGAAAUCGUACCACAUUCACCACCUACCAGCUCCACGAGCUCGAGCAGGCCUUCGACAAAUGCCACUAUCCGGAUGUGUACGCCAGAGAGACGCUUGCCCACAAAAUCUCCCUUCCCGAAGUUCGCGUUCAGGUUUGGUUCCAAAAUCGACGAGCCAAAUAUCGACGACAGGAGAAGCAAGACGGCAGCGUCGAGGACAAGAGCUCGAUUCGCAAUAUGCAGGCGCCGAGUUGGUCGUGGAUCAACAACAACAAUUCGAGCACGUCGUCGUCAAAAUCGGCCGACGCGACAACUACCGUAUCACAAGCUACCGUACCCAUCGAGGAUUUUUUCGAUGCGCAGAAGGACGUCGAAAAGUCGUUGUUCGAUGCACACAAGGCAUUCGACAUCAAACCGCCGGCAAAUUUUCCAAAUUAUUCCGCCAAUGCUGCUGCGUCGUCGAAAAUCGAGGCCGAUAACGAUUUCGACGACAAAAAAGACGGCUCCAAUGCGGCCACGUCGACUCAAUUUUUUCCCGACACCUACCAGCCGUUCUUUCCAUUCGGCAACUCAUAUUUCGGCGCCGCUCAGCCGUCAUUCAGCGGAAUGCCCGCAGGAUUUUCGUACCCGUUCAACUAUUCUCUCCCGUUCGAGCCCUCCAGUGUUCCCAAUGACUGCUAA
Caenorhabditis bovis is the source of this 870-nucleotide messenger RNA. Lineage: Eukaryota; Metazoa; Nematoda; Chromadorea; Rhabditida; Rhabditidae. The record is from the annotation of a GenBank genome assembly.